Suillus subaureus is the source of this 1053-nucleotide messenger RNA. RefSeq lists its product as uncharacterized. The record is from RefSeq and is a predicted model, not a curated record. Lineage: Eukaryota; Fungi; Basidiomycota; Agaricomycetes; Boletales; Suillaceae. Bases 1 to 1053 code for a protein of 350 amino acids. The transcript has 17 exons.
AUGUCUUCCUCGGGGCAAGACCUCAUCCCAAAACUCAGCAUCGGGAAGACGUUCGGGGCGCUUUUUAUUGGGGUUACCAUUGCAGCAGUGUUCGUAAGCGAUUUGCCCGUUAUGCAGUCAAAUCUUCUCUUUGGUUUAAGUAAUGUUCAAGCUUUUGUCUACUUCCAGACGCAUAGAGGUACAGGGACUAUAUUCUACAAGCUGGCUAUCAUCUGUCUCUGGAUACUCGAUGCUCUGCACCUAGCCUUAAUCGUCCACUGCGUCUAUUAUUAUCUAGUGAUCAACUAUACAAACGUCGGUGCGCUCACGGAAAUUGUAUGGAGUUUUAAGCUUCAGAUAGUUGUCGAGGUUUUCAUAAUCUUUGGGGUACAUCUUCUGUAUCUUUAUCGCAUAUGGAUAAUGAGCAAGGGUCGAUCAAGAACCCUCCCUAUCACGGUGGGGAUAGUCACAAUCUUAAACUCAGGUGUUGCCAUCGCCCUUAUUUGGGCCUUAUAUCAGUGUCAUGUAUUUUCCGAUUUGGUUAAAAUCGAGUGGUCAACAUUCUUGACUCUGGGCACGAUAACUUUUGCCGAUUUCGUUGUCGCAUCAUCACUAUGCUACCUCCUGGCUAUCUCGCGUACUGGAUUCUCUAGCACCGAUUCCUUGAUAACAAAGCUCAUGGUUUACAUCAUUAAUACCGGCUGUCUGACGAGCAUAUGUUCGAUGACGGCUAUGAUUACAUGCGCAGUCAUGCCGACCAACUUCAUCUUCCUCGCUAUUGAAUUUUUAUUGGCAAAAUUCCUAUUUCAAGUAUAUGUCAACUCGUUCCUCGCACUCCUGAAUGCACGAUACUAUGGACAGGUCAAUACAGACACUAACAAUCCCUAUGCAUUCCACAACCGCCACGGGAUCUACCGCCCGGGGCUGCACGUUAGGGCAUCGGAAGAUGGGGAACCCCAGACAUCCCGGAAGGACGUGUUUAAACAUCCCGACGAUGAAGCUGCGCAUCCUUCUCGAUCUGUCAAGGGGCCGAUUGUGGUGACAACGGAAAUGAAUUCUUUCUCGUCUGUGUGA